AUGGGUGUUAUAAAGCAUAUCAUUUCAGAAGAAAUGCCUUAUGCACCAACCCGUUGUGCGGUUGCACAGACAUCCACGGAGCAAGGCAGCCUUCCUCCCUGCCAUCACCAUGAAGCAGUGCACGACCCCCAGCUGGUUCCCUGUACGUGUCCGCUCUUCUCCUGUCCAUGGGAAGGGCACCUGGAGGUGGUGGUGUCCCACCUGAGGCAAACUCACCGUAUCAACAUCCUUCAGGGGGCAGAGAUUGUCUUCCUGGCCACGGACAUGCACCUGCCCGCACCCACGGACUGGAUCAUCAUGCACUCUUGCCUUGGCCACCAGUUUUUGCUGGUUCUCAGGAAGCAGGAGAAGUACAAAGGUCACCCCCAGUUCUUUGCCACCAUGAUGCUGAUUGGCACGCAAACCCAGGCUGACAACUUCACCUAUCGGCUCGAGCUCAACAGGAACCAGAGGCGCCUCAAGUGGGAGGCAACUCCGAGGUCAGUGCUGGAGUGCGUUGACUCUAUCAUUUCAGAUGGGGAUUGCCUUGUGCUGAACACUUCCCUGGCUCAGCUCUUUGCCGAUAACGGGAGCCUAGCAAUAGGAAUUGCAAUAACCACCAGCAAAGUUCACAACAGUGAAGCUGAAAUCUGAGGGCGAAGAGGAAGAGAAGGAGGAGUAGGAAUAAUGGUGCUCUAGUUGCUUUGUGAGAGCCAGAACUUGCAGACUUUUUGGGGGGGUCUCAGGUCUUUUAUGGUAUUUAGUACUGGUCCACAGUGGGCAUUAUGUAAACAUCCCGUGGUUACAGUCUCUGUGUAAUGUAUUUACUGUUUUGUUAAUACAAUUUUAUGAGAAAUUUUAAAGAGGCUGAUCAAUUUA
This is a messenger RNA of Phasianus colchicus (ring-necked pheasant), 858 nucleotides long. Lineage: Eukaryota; Metazoa; Chordata; Aves; Galliformes; Phasianidae. The record is from RefSeq and is a predicted model, not a curated record.